AUGAACGGAUGGGCUGAGGUCGAUGAAUUGCACGAUUACCAUGAAUUAUUCUUCUUGCUGGGAUCGCAGUUUUCGGCAUCGUUGAGGAAGCUCUCCCUUAAGCCCACUGCAAUUUCGUACGACCAUCCUGUACGUCUGUUGGAUUCGACGUACCCAUCACUCGACCCUCACCAACUUGAAUGGCUAGACCUCGACAUUUGGGGCCGCAUUCAAAUAACAAGCGUGAAUCUUCGCACCAUGGCCCUCUCUUGGCCCAAGAUCAUAGCCCUUCGUAUCACAGCAGAUCAUGAUACUGCUGUUGCACCAUCUAUUUAUACCUUGGCAGACCUUGCUCACCAUUGUCCGCAUCUCCAGAAGCUGUGUCUCCCUGGUGUAGAGGUUAUCACUCCUCCGCCUCCCGAGCUCAAAUCCUCACCCGUCUCGGGGCACGCACUCAAAGUCUUUACUAUGGCAGGCCCGGAGAAUGAGAGUCCGCCCUUCAGAAUUGAGGUUGCUGACCCGGCGCAGGUCGCUGAGUUUCUGGACACGCUUUUCCCUCAGGUUCGGCUGGAGUUCUAUGUGGAAGGGGACUGGGAACGGGUCAUCGAGAAGCAGGAAGCAUUGCAGGCUGCUCGGCGCAAUGCUCGAGCUCGAGCUGAGAAGGAUGAUCGAAGAUUACUAGUGGAUGGUUGA
Sparassis crispa is the source of this 672-nucleotide messenger RNA. RefSeq lists its product as hypothetical. NCBI's taxonomy places the organism in Eukaryota, Fungi, Basidiomycota, Agaricomycetes, Polyporales, Sparassidaceae. The transcript has a single exon. The record is from RefSeq and is a predicted model, not a curated record. Bases 1 to 672 code for a protein of 223 amino acids.